Molecule: messenger RNA, 2239 nt
Organism: Eubalaena glacialis (North Atlantic right whale)
Lineage: Eukaryota; Metazoa; Chordata; Mammalia; Artiodactyla; Balaenidae
Gene: LAMP1
Product: lysosomal associated membrane protein 1
Exons: 9
Coding region: 172-1425 (417 amino acids)
Cellular component (GO): membrane
Source: RefSeq, a predicted model, not a curated record
CGGGCGCUGGCGCGGCGCAGUUUCACGUGACAGGCGCCGCCGGUAGCUGGGUCUGUUUCCUGCAGCGGGCGUAGCAUCGGGACCAGCUGCCUUCACGCCGGCCGGGUCAGACCCCAGCCCGCCCGCCCCGGCACAACCGCCCACGACCCCGCCCGGCUCCCGCUCGCGCCCAUGGCGGCCCCCGGCGGCGCCCGGCGAUGGCCGCUGCUCCUGCUGCUGUUCGCAGGCCUCGUGCAUGGUGCAUCAGCUGUGUUUGUGGUGAAAGAUGGCAAUGGGACAGCUUGUAUCAUGGCCAACUUCUCUGCUGCCUUCUUGACCAGCUAUGACACCAAGAACGGUUCUAAGAGCGUGACCUUUGAGCUGCCGGCCAGUGCAGAAGUAUUAAAUAGCAGCUCUUGCGGCAAAGGAAAUGCUUCUGACUCCAGUCUCGUGAUCGCUUUUGGAAGAGGCCAUACGCUGACCCUCAGUUUCACAAGAAAUGCAACACGUUACAGUGUCCAGCUGAUGCGUUUUGUUUAUAACUUGUCAGAUACAGGGAUUUUCCCAAAUUCGAGCUCCAAGGAAACCAAGACUGUGGAAUCUGUAACCGACAUCAGGGCAGACAUAAAUAAAAAGUACAGGUGUGUGAGCAGCCAGCAGAUCCACCUGCGCAACGUGACCAUCACGCUCCGUGACGCCACCAUUCAGGCCUACCUCUCCAACGGCAGCUUCAGCACGGAGGAGACGCACUGCGAGCAAGACGGACCCUCGCCGCCCAGCCCGACGGCGCCGCCCAGCCCGACGGCACCACCCCAGCCCUCGCCCACCCCGGUGCCCGCGAGCCCCUCGGUGUCCAGGUACAACGUGAGCGGCGCCAACGGGACGUGCCUGCUGGCCAGCAUGGGGCUGCAGCUGAAUGUCACCUACAGGACGAGGGACAACACGACGGUGACCAGAGAGUUCAACAUCGACCCCAGCAAGACCACCUUCGGGGGGAGCUGCACAGCCCGGCUGGUGACCCUGGCGCUCCGCAGCGGGAACCUGCUCCUGGUGCUGCAGUUUGCGAUGAAUGCAAGUUCCAGCCAGGUUUUCCUGCAGGGAGUCCAGCUGACUAUGACUCUGCCCGAUGCCAGAGACCCCACCUUCAGGGCCGCCAACAGCUCGCUGAGGGCGCUGCAGGCCACCGCCGGGAACUCCUACAAGUGCAACGCCGAGCAGCGCGUGCAGGUCACCGAGGCCUUCUUCCUCAACAUAUUCAGAGUGUGGGUCCAGGCGUUCCGCGUGGACGGGGACAAGUUUGGGCCCGCGGAGGAGUGUCAGCUGGACGAGAACAGCGUCCUGGUCCCCAUCGCGGUGGGCGGCGCCCUGGCGGGGCUGGUCCUCAUCGUCCUCAUCGCCUACCUCAUCGGCCGCAAGAGGAGCCACGCCGGCUACCAGACCAUCUAGCCGGCCGCCGCACCUGCCGAGGGCCAGCAGCCGCUGCACGGCCUCUGGCCAUUUCCCCGGGCUUAGAUUGCUGUUGAGGGGGGCACCCUUUCUUGCAAACUGGUUUUCAAAUCUGCUUCGUCCAAUGUGAAGUCCAUCCGGCCACAUUUACUAUGCACAAAAGAGUAAACUAUGGAAAUGACGGGGUUAAUUUUGCUAACUGGGUUAAAUAUUUUGCUGACUGGUUAAACGUUAAUAUUUACCAAAGUAGGACUCUAAGGUGGGUGGGGGGUAAGAGAGCUUUUCUAAACGGGCACUGGCUCCGCUGUCAUUUGGCUUUUUAAGAUUCCGGUGUUUGGUCUCGUCACUCUUUACUCAGAUGUAAGCCUUACAAAGGGAGAGUCUCUGGUCUUAAUGCUUUGAUGAAGGCUGGUAUCUGUGAGCCUGACACGAAGAAAUCAGUAGGAAUGAGGGUCGUAGGGCAGGCGUGAGAAGAUGCAGACCUGGGAUGCUUAAAUUAAGCUUUAGAAGCCAGGGCGGGCCCGGCCCCUGGAGCAUCAGGGCUCCUGGGCGCCAGGUCCUGGGGCUUUCCACGCUCUGCCACUUGAGAGCUGGCACUUUUUAAAAUAGAAAAACGGGCGUUAUUUUUAUUUACUUUCUUGUAAAGUGAUUUUCCGUCUUCUGUUGGAGGUUUGGGGUGAUCCUUUGUCUGCACUGUGUACAAUAAUCGUUUCACUGAUUCAUCGCUUACAGCUCGGUGGGCUGUGUGUUGAGGAUCGUCCCCUCCUGGGACGCGUUGCCGUAACGAUGCUAAUAAAACGUCUCUUUGUUUGUC